ACGUUCACCUAAAGCAUUAUAAUAAUAAGAAGUUGCUAACCUUCUACAACAUUGCUUCAAAUAACUAGGUUGUCCAAGUUAAACUUGAAAGUCUAAGUCUUUGCACGGGCAUAUAUAUUUAAUUAAACGUAACUUUGCUUUAUGGUUAAAGUCUGGACUCUGCGUGCUUAUAAAUUUCAAGCAAUAUUUCCAUAAUUGGGGCAUCGGUAACAAUGGAAAUAACGAGGUUCGUUUUUUCUCUCUUCUUCUUGGUAAUGAUGGCGGUGGGAUCUUCGGGUUCUCCGACCCAUUGGAGAAGAAAAAGGGUUCGUGAGCCGUGCAAGAAGUUGGUGUUCUAUUUCCACGACAUAAUCUACAAUGGUCAUAACUCCAAGAACGCAACUUCAGCCAUUGUGGGAUCACCCGCAUGGGGAAACAGGACCAUACUUGCAGGGCAGAACCAUUUCGGCGACCUGGUUGUGUUCGAUGACCCUAUCACCUUGGACAACAAUCUGCACUCAGCAGCCGUAGGACGUGCCCAAGGGUUCUACAUUUACGACAAGAAGGAGAUUUUCACGGCUUGGCUUGGCUUCUCCUUCGUGUUCAACUCGACGGAGCAUAAGGGUAGCAUCAACUUCGCAGGUGCAGACCCUUUGAUGAACAAAACGAGGGACAUUUCGGUGAUUGGAGGGACCGGUGAUUUCUUCAUGACUAGGGGUGUGGCCACUCUCUCUACGGAUGCAUUUGAAGGGGAGGUUUAUUUCAGGCUUCGUGCGGAUAUCAACUUGUUCGAGUGUUGGUGAUUAAGCUGAUUGGAACAAUCUUCUCUGAUCAGGGUUUCUUGUUUUGUGUCAUUUGUGUAACCUUUUUUCCUUUCCUUUCCUUGAUGAUGUGUUGGAGGAAUACGACGUGGGAGUUCUGUUCUGUUCUGUCUCCACGGCUUAAGGUCGACGUUGUCAUUUUUCCUACUCAUCAGAACUAAUUGAAUAAUGCAAAAACAUCAACAUUUUUCUUGGACCAA
This is a messenger RNA of Vigna unguiculata (cowpea), 1000 nucleotides long. RefSeq names its product dirigent protein-like. The record is from RefSeq and is a predicted model, not a curated record. NCBI's taxonomy places the organism in Eukaryota, Viridiplantae, Streptophyta, Magnoliopsida, Fabales, Fabaceae.